This is a messenger RNA of Prosopis cineraria, 1589 nucleotides long. Its product is annotated as probable indole-3-pyruvate monooxygenase YUCCA8. Gene Ontology annotation, biological process: auxin biosynthetic process. The transcript has 3 exons. The coding region runs from base 65 to 1336 and encodes 423 amino acids. NCBI's taxonomy places the organism in Eukaryota, Viridiplantae, Streptophyta, Magnoliopsida, Fabales, Fabaceae. The record is from RefSeq and is a predicted model, not a curated record. Gene Ontology annotation, molecular function: NADP binding; N,N-dimethylaniline monooxygenase activity; flavin adenine dinucleotide binding.
UUCAAACACUCAAUCAAUCUUUCUCAGAUCCUUCGGUAACCCAGAAUUCCAUUACAGCUGAUUCAUGGAGAACCUGUUUCGCUUGGUUGAUCAUGAAGACUUGUUCUCUCGGCGCUGCAUUUGGGUGAACGGCCCUGUCAUCGUGGGAGCAGGCCCCUCCGGCCUUGCCACGGCGGCUUGUCUCAGAGAACAAGGCGUUCCUUUCAUGGUUCUCGAGAGAGCCGAUUGCAUAGCUUCUCUCUGGCAGAACCGAACCUACGACAGGCUCAAGCUUCACCUUCCCAAGCAAUUCUGUCAGCUCCCCAGAGUUCCUUUUCCAGACGACUUCCCCGAGUACCCCACAAAGCGACAAUUCAUCGACUACCUCGAAUCAUACGCCAAGCGUUUCCAGAUCAAUCCGCGAUUCAACGAGUGCGUUCAAUCCGCCAGGUACGACGAGACCUGCUGCUUGUGGAGGGUCAAGACUGUUUCCACGGUUGGCUCCUGUAGAACUGAAAUGGAGUACAUUUGUCGAUCGCUUGUGGUGGCCACCGGCGAGAAUGCCGAGUGUGUCAUGCCUGAUAUCGAGGGGCUGGGCGAAUUCAAAGGAGAAGUCGUUCACGCGUGUGAUUACAAGUCAGGAGAAAGUUUCAGGGGAAAGAAAGUGCUCGUCGUGGGCUGUGGCAAUUCUGGCAUGGAGCUCUCUCUUGACCUCUGCAACCAUAAUGCAUCACCUUCAAUGGUUGUUCGUAGCUCUGUUCAUGUAUUACCCAGAGAGAUUUUCGGGAAAUCAACGUUCGAAUUGGCCGUUAUGAUGUUGAAAUGGCUACCUCUAUGGCUAGUGGACAAGCUCCUACUGGUUCUUGCAUGGUUGUUGCUCGGGAACGUUGAGAAAUAUGGGCUAAAACGGCCAUCGACGGGCCCACUGGAGCUGAAAAACACGAAGGGGAAGACCCCUGUUCUGGAUAUUGGAACAUUGGAGAAGAUUAGAUCCGGAGACAUAAAAGUUGUACCAGGGAUCAAGAGGCUUAGCAACCACCAAGUUGAGCUAGUCAAUGGUGAAAAACUUGAUGUUGAUGCCGUUGUACUAGCCACUGGAUAUCGCAGCAAUGUCCCUUCAUGGCUUCAGGAAGGUGAAUUUUUCUCAAAGAAUGGGUUCCCAAAGAGGCCAUUCCCACAUGGAUGGAAAGGAAGUGCAGGGCUGUAUGCAGUUGGGUUCACAAGGAGAGGGCUAUCUGGUGCUUCAUCUGAUGCUACGAAAAUUGCUCAUGACAUAGGCCAAGUUUGGAAGCAAGAGACUAGGCAAAAGAAGCACCGACCUACUGCUGGCCAUAGACGAUGCAUUUCCCAGUUCUGAUCUCAUAAAACAUCCCUUAUCGACUCUCUGUAAAAACACACAAAAAGACAAUAAUAGAUAUCACAGAAACAGAGCCCUCUCCUCUGGCCCAAGUUUUGAUGUGUUUUUGGGCAUUUUCCAGGUUUCAGGAUGACGAGGCUUUUUAUUUGUAUUCUUUGGUUUUGUUUUAUUUUUGAGAUGUAUACAGCCUCUGUAUCAUACUUCUGUAAUCAAGUUAAAUGACAAAAGUUUCAAGUUCAUUUCCAAAUUCCAA